UCGCUGCGCGUAAGCUAAACUUACUUUUAAAAUAAGUUUGACAACAAUCUAUGAACUAAAGGCAGCGUCCUCGCAGGGAUAACGCACAACGUGGACUCACAGCAUGUCCAUAUUCAAGGCGCGUGUUAAAGAGUUCGAGGACAUAUUCUCAAAGGAUGUAAUCGAUUUAAAGGAACUGCGACAGCUGACGUUCAAUGGUGUGCCUGAUGUGCAAAGCUUCCGCGCACUGAGCUGGAAACUGUUGCUCAAUUAUUUGGGACCCAAACGCAAUACAUGGGCCACAACAUUGGCGCAGAAACGGGCGCUAUAUCGCCAAUUUAUAGUCGAGCUGGUGUUACCACCCGGACAUAAUGGUGAUAACGAAAAUGAUGAUGACGAAUUGAGGGGCGUUGCUCUGCAAGAUCAUCCGCUGAGCGAGGGACCCGAAAGUAAAUGGAAUACAUUUUUCAAUGACAACGAAUUUCUGUUGCAAAUCGACAAGGAUGUGCGCAGGCUGUGUCCCGACAUCUCCUUCUUUCAGCAGCCCACAGACUAUCCCUGCGAUAUUGUGGUGCACAGCAAAGGAGAACGACGACUGCAUCAGCGUGUUGUGCCAUCCGUAUUGAGUUCGGCAAAUGUGGAACGCAAGGGGCUCGGCAUGACGAAGAUAAAUCUGAUAACGAAGCGUUCGGCAGAAAAUUACGAGGCUAUGGAGGAAGGCCAGGAAGCACACUGGGAGGUUGUGCAACGCAUUUUAUUUCUGUAUGCCAAACUGAAUCCCGGUCAGGGUUAUGUACAAGGCAUGAACGAAAUUGUGGGUCCCAUUUAUUUUGUUAUGGCUUCAGAUCCUGAUCUCAAGUUUCGCGAGCAUGCCGAGGCGGAUUGUUUCUUUUGUUUCACUGCCUUGAUGGGCGAAAUACGAGACUUCUUCAUCAAGACUCUGGAUGAUGCCGAAGGCGGUAUUAAAUGCAUGAUGGCAAAACUAUCAAAUAUGCUUAAAUCAAAAGACUUGGCAAUAUACGAGCAUCUGAGAAGCCAGGAGCUGCAUCCACAAUACUACAGCUUUCGUUGGCUAACUCUGUUACUCUCGCAGGAAUUUCCACUGCCCGAUGUUGUGCGUAUAUGGGAUUCGGUGUUUUCCGAUGAACAACGCUUCGAUUUCCUCAUCAAAAUAUGCUGUUCCAUGAUAUUAAUCCAACGCGAAGCUAUAUUGGAGAACGAUUUCGCAUCGAAUGUAAAACUUUUGCAAAACUAUCCGCCAAUUGAUAUUAAUGUUGUUCUCACGUUCGCCGUCUCCUUGACGUAACAAUUACCAUCGAGGCGUGCUGACCAGUCGCACGUAUCCCAAUGAUAUUUGACCUGAACCCAUAGUCUGACCGGCACCGAUAAUAUAAAUAAGCAAUCCAUGAAGCAAUCUUAGCUAUCGCCAAAUCUUGCAAACGCACCUUUAAAUAUGGCAGAGGAAAGCAUUCUGAAGUCGCCGACACUACUGAAGAAACACUGUGUUCCUCUUCAAACUCCUGAAGUUUCAAUAUCACUUACUGAAGACAAAUUUGUAGAGCUAAUACAAUUCUUAAUGGUUUCAUAUUUUAUUUGGUACCUAAAGACUUCAGGAUACCAUCCAAUGCUUACUAUUCGCAAGUACCAAGAAUUUAAUAUUUCAGCUAACUUGUAACUUUUAUAUACUUUUUAUAUUAUAAAACAAAGAAUUUAAAUAAAUUAGUCAAAGAGUUAUUGAUGACCGUAAA
Molecule: messenger RNA, 1727 nt
Organism: Scaptodrosophila lebanonensis
Lineage: Eukaryota; Metazoa; Arthropoda; Insecta; Diptera; Drosophilidae
Product: TBC1 domain family member 13
Exons: 5
Coding region: 104-1285 (393 amino acids)
Biological process (GO): intracellular protein transport; activation of GTPase activity
Molecular function (GO): GTPase activator activity
Source: RefSeq, a predicted model, not a curated record